Triticum turgidum subsp. durum (durum wheat) is the source of this 1404-nucleotide messenger RNA. The record is from the annotation of a GenBank genome assembly. Lineage: Eukaryota; Viridiplantae; Streptophyta; Magnoliopsida; Poales; Poaceae.
AUGUCGACCUUGCGACGGCGGCAGGGACCAGCGCUCUGUCGACGACGCCUGCCAUGGCUGCUCCCCGAGCUUAAACUCCAUGUCAGGGAUUUCCUGCCCGCGCCAUGCCCAGAUUACCCUGUUGCUGCUGCGCAGAGGAUAUAUUUUUAUUCCCAAAUACCAGCACAACACAUAGAUGAAGCAAUAGCAUCACUGACAAGAGCUGCUAGGAGUUUCUUGCGCAUCAAGCGCAGCAGCAGAGUCUCAAGAAUGUCGCUUGAGAUCUACAUGGUUGGCAACUACUCGCAUGACAUUGGCCCAUUGGUCCGUGACGCCAUCGACAACGGCAUGAUAAAAGAACUGGACCUAACCAUUGCGGACGACAAGGAUUACAAUUGCAAAGGUGUGGAUAUGCUACAGAAAGCACAGGAUGUAGACGGGUUCUUCAGCGCCUAUCCUAAUAUACUUCCUUGCCUCACAAGGCUCCAGCUUUACAACCUGCGCUUUGCUGAGGGAGAUAUACAUCACAUCCUAUUUGAUUGCUGCAAGCAGCUGCAGCACCUUAGUCUGGAACACUGUGAUGUUGGCGACUGCUCGGUGUGGCAGGUAGACGCGCCGAAUUCGGUCCUCAGGGUUCUUGAAAUCCGCUAUUCCUACUUGAAGAGGCUCAAGGUGCUCUGCCUUCCCAAACUAGAGCUGCUCAGUUGGGAGGCGUGGGUGCACUGUGAGCCCCCCUUGCAUUUUGGUUAUGUCCCGUCUCUUAAGGAGUUAAUCCUCUUAUGUGCUGCAAAGCUUGAUCACCCGGAGUUUAGUUUAAGCCAGCUUCUAGAUGGUGCCACAGAAAUCAAUACCCUGACCUUAAACUUCCAAGGAGAAAAGCUUUGGAUCCAACCGGAAAGCAGGCAACUCCGUGCCGCAUUCAGCAAGCUAAGGAAGCUGUCUAUUCAUGGCAUAUAUGUUGAGUUUGACCUGUUAUGGACAAUAAAUCUCCUUGAAGCUGCUCCAACCGUUGAGAUAUUUGAUAUUGAGGUGUAUGAACAUCCAUGUAUGGUACCAUAUUGGGUGCGCGUUGGCGUUCAAAGAGUGCAACCUUCAUGGAAGACGCCUGGGUUUACAAGCUGUAAGAAGUGGCAACUGAGAGAGCUCUAUGUUACCAACUUUAGUUUCCUCGUGGGGCAACAUGUGUUAUUUGUACGCGAGGUGAUGGAUCGAGCGCCAAACUUGAAAACUGUUAUUUUGAAGGAAGAUGAAGAAGCAUGCAAGGAUUGUGAGGCAAUGGGCGCACUGCCUACUCCGGUAGGAGGCUUGUUUCCGAGGACCAAAAAGGAGCAAGAAACAAUAGCCCAGCAACUUAGGGACAACAUGGUCAGCUCGUCCUCGGCACAGAUAAUUUUCAAAAGUAUUGUUUCAACGGUGGUAUUCUGA